AUGACAACUCUUGUUCCAGCAACCCUCUCCUUCCUUCUCUUCUGGACCCUGCAGGUUCUCCUCAGGGUGGCCUUGGCAAAAGAAGAAGUCAAAUCUGGGACCAAGGUGUCCCAGCCAAUGUCCCCCUCUGAUUUCCUGGACAAGCUUAUGGGGCGAACAUCUGGAUAUGAUGCCAGGAUUCGGCCCAAUUUUAAAGGCCCACCUGUGAACGUGACCUGCAACAUCUUCAUCAACAGUUUCAGCUCCAUCACCGAGACUACCAUGGACUACCGGAUGAACAUCUUCUUGCGGCAGCAGUGGAACGACCCACGCCUGGCCUACCGAGAAUACCCUGAUGACUCGCUGGACCUCGAUCCCUCCAUGCUGGACUCAAUUUGGAAGCCAGACCUGUUCUUUGCCAAUGAGAAAGGGGCCAAUUUUCACGAGGUGACCACAGACAACAAGUUGCUGCGCAUCUUCAAGAAUGGAAACGUGCUCUACAGCAUCAGGCUGACUCUCAUUUUAUCCUGCCCAAUGGACCUGAAGAACUUCCCCAUGGAUAUCCAGACCUGCACGAUGCAGCUGGAGAGCUUUGGCUACACCAUGAAUGACCUCGUGUUUGAGUGGCUAGAAGAUUCUCCUGCUGUCCAAGUGGCUGAGGGGUUGACUCUGCCCCAGUUUAUCUUGCGGGAUGAGAAGGAUCUAGGCUAUUGUACCAAGCGCUACAACACAGGGAAAUUCACCUGCAUCGAGGUAAAGUUUCACCUGGAACGACAGAUGGGCUACUAUCUGAUUCAGAUGUAUAUCCCCAGCCUACUCAUCGUUAUCCUGUCCUGGGUCUCCUUCUGGAUCAACAUGGAUGCUGCCCCUGCCCGGGUGGGCCUAGGCAUCACCACUGUGCUCACCAUGACAACUCAGAGCUCUGGCUCCCGGGCCUCUUUGCCUAAGGUGUCCUACGUGAAGGCAAUCGACAUAUGGAUGUCUGUGUGCCUCCUCUUCGUGUUCGCUGCCCUGCUGGAGUACGCUGCUGUCAAUUUUGUCUCCCGUCAGCAUAAGGAAUUCAUGCGACUUCGAAGAAGGCAGAGGCUCCAACGCAUGGAGGAAGAUAUCACCCGAGAAAGUCGCCUUUAUUUCCGUGGCUAUGGCCUGGGCCACUGCCUGCAGGCAAGGGAUGGAGGUCCAAUGGAAGGUUCUGGCAUUUAUAGCCCCCAACCUCCAGCCCCUCUUCUAAGGGAAGGAGAAAACAUGUGGAAACUCUACGUGGACCAGGCCAAGAGGAUUGACACCAUCUCCCGGGCUGUCUUCCCUUUCACUUUCCUCAUCUUCAACAUCUUCUACUGGGUUGUCUAUAAAGUGCUACGGUCAGAAGAUAUCCACCAGGCACUGUGA
Molecule: messenger RNA, 1368 nt
Organism: Mesoplodon densirostris (Blainville's beaked whale)
Lineage: Eukaryota; Metazoa; Chordata; Mammalia; Artiodactyla; Ziphiidae
Product: glycine receptor subunit alpha-4
Exons: 9
Coding region: 1-1368 (455 amino acids)
Biological process (GO): chloride transmembrane transport; regulation of membrane potential; nervous system process
Cellular component (GO): plasma membrane; neuron projection; synapse
Molecular function (GO): transmitter-gated monoatomic ion channel activity; glycine binding; transmembrane signaling receptor activity
Source: RefSeq, a predicted model, not a curated record